AUGCUUGAUGCCGUUGUCGCUGAGUAUGGUAUUGAUUCCUCAUUUUGGGAAAUUCCCUCUUGUUUCUAUCAACGUAACGAUGAUAUUGAGGAAGCCUUCUGUGUUCCAUACACCUUCAUUCGCACAGAAUCAGUCAUAGAGGUUUCAUAUACCCUAAGAUACCCAGAAUACAAAGAAAGUGAGGACAGAUGGACCAUCAGACAAAGUGGAAUCUACCACCGGUUUGAUAUCGCAACGUCCAAAAGCCUAUUCGUUCUUUUCAACCCCACACCUCGGUCUCGCGCACACGAUGAGGUAGAAAGGUUCCUGCGUGGCUCUCCCUCAUUGACAAAGAGAGAGCCCUUCUGGCUACAUCGGAUCCUGUUCUCCAUAUAUACGCCGGCUUGGAGGGGUUACAUCGGGUCAUUAGAGCGUCGAUUUCUGCCUAUUGCCAACACUGCAUUUGCGACUUUCAUCGAGGAGCCAUUGCGUCUGAACUAUGAUAAUCUCAGCACACUGAGUAACUUGGAAAUUCGCUUUCUCCAAGUUCCAGCCAUGAUUACAUCUACGACAGAAGUCAUCGACGAGCUAUGUACACUUUUUGAGGCCAUAUCACGCCCCGAUUUUGAAAGCCAGGACUUGCAGAAUCAUCGUCGCAAGUGCCUGGUCUCUUCUCGAACUGCGACACAUCUCAAGGAGCGAGUGCAAACAAUUGCCCGCUUGCUUGCAGAUACACUGCUACUCCGCGAUCAAAUAGUCGCAAGGGAGCAAAACAAGAAUAUCUUUCAGCUGAAUAAGUCGGCUGUCUUCAUCACUACUCUGACAUUGCUCUACCUUCCGGCUUCGUUUCUGGGCACUUUCUUCGGUAUGAAUUUCUUUGCCAUGGACCAAACCAAUAAUCGCAUUGUCGGAACUCCUAUGGUGUGGAUAUAUGUGGUCGCUUCAGCUGGACUCACCGCGUUCACGUUCCUGUUCUACUACUGGCUAUUGCAUCGCGAUGGGUUUGUGUUCCGCAAGCUGGUGCCAAAAGUUCCUGAGUGGAAUAUCCAAAAUUUGAGACGGCAAUGGACAAGUCGCAUGAAGGGCGAUGUUGAACUGCAAGGCUUUCAAAUGUGA
Molecule: messenger RNA, 1095 nt
Organism: Penicillium subrubescens
Lineage: Eukaryota; Fungi; Ascomycota; Eurotiomycetes; Eurotiales; Aspergillaceae
Product: Mg2+ transporter protein CorA-like/Zinc transport protein ZntB
Exons: 3
Coding region: 1-1095 (364 amino acids)
Biological process (GO): metal ion transport; transmembrane transport
Cellular component (GO): membrane
Molecular function (GO): metal ion transmembrane transporter activity
Source: RefSeq, a predicted model, not a curated record